This is a messenger RNA of Sordaria macrospora k-hell, 468 nucleotides long. RefSeq lists its product as uncharacterized. Gene Ontology annotation, cellular component: nucleus. NCBI's taxonomy places the organism in Eukaryota, Fungi, Ascomycota, Sordariomycetes, Sordariales, Sordariaceae. The record is from RefSeq and is a predicted model, not a curated record.
AUGGCAUCCCAUGAAGAGAUUUGGGACGACUCGGCCCUCGUGAAUUCGUGGAACGAGGCGCUGGCAGAAUACAAGAAAUAUCACAGCAUACACGCCGAAGGAGCAGCGCUUCCUGAGGGUGUUGCUGGGGAAGUUAGGGACCAGAAUCCCAAGCAUAGUGCUAUUGUAAAUGAGGGAGAGGAGGUAGAAGAAGGAGAGGCGAUGGGAGAGGACGGCGCUGCACCCGCCGCUGUGGAAGUGAAGGUUGAAAAUAGCCUGGAAAGCCAGCAACCAGCUGUUGCUGCUCCUCCUCUUGCUGGACCUACCGCCGCCGCAGUAGGCCUACCUGGUCCCGGCCCGCAACUGAUGUUGGGUUCCGUACAAGAUGAGGAGCUCAAGAAGCUCUUGAUGUCUUGGUACUACGCAGGCUACUACACCGGUCUUUACGAAGGGAAACAAAAGGCUUUGCAGGAGCACGCACAGGAGUAA